Cyphomyrmex costatus is the source of this 2235-nucleotide messenger RNA. Its product is annotated as protein fem-1 homolog B. Lineage: Eukaryota; Metazoa; Arthropoda; Insecta; Hymenoptera; Formicidae. Bases 190 to 2169 code for a protein of 659 amino acids. The transcript is spliced from 10 exons. Gene Ontology annotation, molecular function: protein binding. The record is from RefSeq and is a predicted model, not a curated record.
GCGUGCAACACAAUCUUAAAAUAGAUCGCGCCGACGGCGGCGGCAGUGACGGCAGUAACGUGCGUUGUAUUUUCCGCGCGCUGGUGACGAGCGAAGAAUAUGAAUUUUGAGGUUACCACGUCUCUCAGUGGGCUCAGCUGAUCCUUUUCCUGAAUCGUCUGAACGUUGCUCGAGCACGAGCCACUUGCGAUGGCGAGGCUGGACAUUUGGAUGGACCCCGCCUGCGGGGUAAUCGAUGAACCCCAGCUGUCGCUGAUCAAACGAAUUUAUUAUUCAGCAAGGGACGGAAUGGCGAUCGCUCUUUAUACCCUGCUGAACGACAAGUCUGACGCUGAAGUCAAUUAUCUGAUCAACCAGAAAGUGUUAGAAGAUGAUGGACAAAGGUGCACACCUUUAAUAGUUGCCGCGCGUUACGGACAUAUCAAAGUAGUCAGAAUGUUGCUUGACAAGUUUAAACCUGAUUUAGAACAGGAAGGAACGGUGAAAUUCAAUGGAUUCGUUAUCGAAGGAGCUUCUGCGCUUUGGGCUGCAGCAGGAGCAGGACAUUUGUACAUUCUUAAAACUCUUGUGAAAGCAGGAGCAGAUGUUAAUCAUACAACAAAGACUAAUUCUACCCCGCUUCGAGCGGCUUGUUUUAAUGGACGUUUGGACAUUGUUAAAUAUUUGAGCGAUCAUCAAGCAGAUAUAAAUAUUCCCAAUAUGUUUAACAAUACUUGCCUCAUGAUAGCAUCGUACAAAGGACACUUGGAUAUUGUUAAUUUUCUAUUAGACAAAGCGGCAGAUCCGAAUAAGAAAGCAAAUUGUGGGGCAACGGCAUUACAUUUUGCUGCCGAAUGUGGACACAGUGCUAUUGUGUACGAACUGUUGAAGUAUGGAGCGCAAAUGACAAAGAAUGUGAGUGGUAUGACGCCUUUAAUAACGGCUGCCGAACGGACGCGCGAAGAAGUCGUUGAAUAUCUAAUAAAAAGGCCGGAAGUGACAAAAGAAGAAAAAAUAGAUGCUUAUGAGCUACUUGGAGCAUCAUACGCUAAUGAUAAAGAUAAUUAUAAUUUGAAUAUGGCAUACACGUACCUGUGGAAGGCAAUGCGAUUAAGGUAUAGUGAUACUGAAAAUAUUAUACAUAAGCAACUAGGUUCGACUGUGAAAGCAUACGAGAACUGGAAGGAAUGCGAAACAAUAGAAAGUUUAGAGAGUAUCAAAUUUAAUCCCAAUGCUAUACAUAUGGAAUCGCUUGCUAUUCGGGAGAGAAUAUUAGGCCUCCAUAAUCCAGAACUGCCACAUCCUAUAGUAUUCAGGGGUGCUAUAUUUGCGGAUAACGCCAGAUUUGAUAGAUGUAUAGAUCUGUGGCUGCACGCUUUGAAAUUAAGACAACUCAAUGAUAUAUCUAUUGUAACAGACCUCCUUCGAUUUGCACAAGUAUUCUCGCAAAUGAUACACGUGGGCAUUGAUCUAGAUAUUUCUCAGGUGAUAAAUGUUCUGGAUGCAAGCGUAACAGAGUUGAAUAGAAACAAGAUCAAAAUCCAGAAUCCGAAUUCCAAGGAUGACAUCGAUCAAUGUGUUGAAGAGAUGGAAUCCAAUAUUACAACAACUCUAUAUAUUUUAACGAUUCUGACAAAACUGAUGACUCUUAAUGGAAACAGUGAUGAAUCAGAUUUGACACAGGCACAUCAUCUAGUACACAAAUUAUGCGCGUUAAAAGUAUGUUUGAAAGAUGGACAAACUUUACUACAUCUUGCUGUGAAUGCUGAAACUCCUGUCGAUGAUUUUCAUACUAAUGAUGUCUGCAAAUUUCCAUGUGCAGCUACAGCACAAUUAUUGAUUCGUUGCGGUGCUGACAUAAACGCGAUGGAUAACGAAAGAAAUACGCCGCUUCACGUUAUAGUUGGUUACUGUAAAGCAAUUAGCGAUUUUGCGACCUUACAUUCGAUUAUAAUAGAUCUGAUUGAAGCUGGAGCACAUAUGGAUACUGUAAAUAAUAGAGGUGAUACCCCGUACGAUGCGGUUACUACGGGUGUAGCUAAAAUAAUAUUACGUACUCGGACCAAAUUGUCCUUAACGUGUAUAGCAGCCAAAGCAGUUAAGACUUAUGACCUACCGUAUCGUGGUAACGUUCCACGUUCACUUGAAAGCUUUAUAGAACUUCAUGGGCCUGGACUUAAUCAAAGUUGACAAGUCUCUAACACCACAAAAAAUCGAAAUUUUCUUGUAUAAAGCACACUUAAUAUUUUUAUACAA